AAAUACACAAAGCCAAAAGGCUGCCUCGUAUCCUCGUUAUCUUCUCCCACUGAUUCCCACGGGUUUCACAAGAUUUCUCUCCCCCAAAAAAAGCUCUCUUUUUUAUCUCUCUUUCUCUCUCUCGACCGAGCCCCCUUUUUCGUCACUCAGCAAGGUACGAUCAUCGGCUUCCAGCUUGCCUCUCGAUUCUUCGUCCGCUUGCGAACUUGUACUUCGGUUCGAUUACUCAAGAGGUCGAAUGGCUAAGAGUUACUUCAAGCAAGAGCAUGAUCUUGAGAAGAGGCGGGCGGAGGCUGCCAGGAUAAGGGAGAAGUACCCAGAUAGAAUUCCGGUGAUUGUGGAGAAGGCUGAGAGAAGUGAUAUCCCGAACAUUGACAAGAAGAAGUAUCUUGUUCCUGCUGACCUGACAGUCGGACAGUUUGUAUAUGUCAUCCGCAAAAGGAUCAAGUUGAGUGCAGAGAAGGCAAUCUUCAUCUUUGUGGACAAUGUUCUCCCACCAACAGGGGCAAUCAUGUCUGCGAUAUAUGAAGAUAAGAAGGAUGAAGAUGGGUUUCUCUACGUCACUUACAGCGGAGAAAACACAUUCGGGCUUGGGUGUUAGAUUUCAAUAGCUAUCUUAGCAGGUGGCUUAUUCCACUCGUUCUCCAGUGCUAUUUACUUUUGUCAUUUCACUGCAUGGGUUUAUGAAGAAUUUCAUGGCAAGUAGUAUUAUGUACAUCUUGUAUAUAAGCUCCGACUGUCAGUUUCACAAGAAAAGUUCCUGCUUGGUCCUUUCGAUGCUGGCGAAUCUUUUUAGAUGGAGUUCAAUAUCUUAUGAUUUUAUGA
Molecule: messenger RNA, 825 nt
Organism: Eucalyptus grandis
Lineage: Eukaryota; Viridiplantae; Streptophyta; Magnoliopsida; Myrtales; Myrtaceae
Product: autophagy-related protein 8f
Exons: 6
Coding region: 239-601 (120 amino acids)
Biological process (GO): cellular response to nitrogen starvation
Source: RefSeq, a predicted model, not a curated record